Messenger RNA from Zea mays, 1373 nucleotides. RefSeq lists its product as uncharacterized. Lineage: Eukaryota; Viridiplantae; Streptophyta; Magnoliopsida; Poales; Poaceae. The transcript has a single exon. The record is from RefSeq and is marked predicted. Bases 562 to 870 code for a protein of 102 amino acids.
CUAUCUCCAAGCGUCGCUCGCUCUCCCUGCUAGCUGCGACCUCCCUAGUGGCGCGUCGUUCUCCCUGCGCUCGCCGGCGGAGCUCCCAUGCCGCGCGCGCCCUUGCCUUCUUCCUCCCCCUGCGUCCCUAUUCGGUUCCUGCGCGCGCGCUCUGUUCUCUCCUACCGGCACCCAGCCGGAUUCCUCUACGUCGUGCCCUGCUCGCCCUCUCCAGCGCCAGUCGCUCCUACCCAUCUCCCUGCUCCAGCUCUGUUGCCGCGCGAGCUCGCCGUGGAGCUCUGCGCGCCGAGCUUCUCCCUGGUCUCCCAUGGCGCCCAGCUCAGAUCUCGCCCUGCUCCUCUGCGCGCAGCCCCCUGACGCGUUUUCCUCCCUGCCGAGCUCGUCUCGAGCUCCCGCUCACCCUCUGCCCAGCCGUCGCUUGCCCCUGCCCCAACGCCGUGCCUCUGUUAUUUACGGUCGUCGCUCUCCCAGCCCGGCCGGAUCUCCCAGCGUCGCGCCCUGUUGUCCUCCCUUUCCCAUGGCCGGCGCUCCGUUUUCCUCUGCCGGCUGAGUCUCCUCGACAUGGAGCAUCUCCCUGCGCGCGUUGAACUUCUGCUCGGCGUCCUGCUGGCCGAAGCUUCGGAUUGCCGCGCCGAUGGCCGAGCCCGGCCCGCGCCUUCCCUGUCCUCUGUACGCGCGCAGCUCGCCCCCUCAGCUCGUCGCGCGCCUGGGAUGCUUGCCGGCGCUCAGCUCCACCGCGCUGUGAAGUCUCUGCGCGCAAGCUAUCUGUUGGCCGCGCACGAACUCCUCUGCUUGGCCCGUCGUCGUUCUCCAGCUCCUUACCGCACUCGAUCGUUUCGUCGUCUCGUCUUAAUGCCAGUCCCCACGUGACAUCUCUGACGUAUGUUCACGCCGACAAAAGAAUCCCAAGAAAAUGUAGAGAAGCAAGCCUUUGGUCGAUGUUCAAGUGGUCGACGAAAGGCCAGAACAAGAAUCAUCACUGUUUAUGCGGAGUUAUACUUAAUAUGAAAAGAUUCCAAGAAUUAUGGAUGGAAGAGAAAGUGAAGCUUCGUGCUAUACUCGUCAGCUGCUCGAUCGAAGACUUCAAUCGAAGACUAUCGUCGUUCCCGCCAACACUGAAUCAAGUUGAUAACGGUGAGCCAAAUCACUAUUUUUACUAUGGAUUUUAUGAUAGUGAAAUAAGACGCUUAGUUUGCAUAGGAAGUUAAAAUUAGAAAUACCCAUGAGGCGAGGUGUGCUUCGAGGGGUUUAGUGGCUGAAUAUAUUCGAACUAGUUCUAUUUUGUAGAAUAUAGUAUUUUGGUGACGCGUAGGUUAAAUUCAGGAUUUUAUGCUUUUGUCGAUAGCUCUAUCAAUGCUAAUGGUGUUCAAUGC